CAGAUCAACGUUCCAGUGUUUGGAAGACUGACUGUAAAGAUGGUAGAUGAAGCUGGUGACAGGGAUGAUUCCUCGAAUGUCGCCAUUAUUAGGGAGGUAUAUGAUAAUGAAAAUGCACAUGAAACAUUCGAAUAUGAGUUAGAAAGAGCCUUAGAAUCUGAAUGUAGCUUAAUCGUUAUCGAGCCAUCUAAAUUAGGUGAUGAGACCUCCAGAUGGAUAGCAGUAGGAAACUGCCUUCACAAGACUGCAGCACUGUCGGGUCUUGCAACCAUAACUACAGGUCUGAUUUGGGGUGAUCGGCCCUAUAUCUGUGGUCCGCUAGGUUUUAUAUCUGUAAUAUCCUGUGGACUUUAUACUGUUUCAUGGCAGUUUGAUCCCUGUUGCCAAUACCAAGUUGAAACUGACACAAGUAAGCUACCGCAUGUAGAGUUGUUAGCCGUCUUAGGCCCAUCAUCUCCGACCUUCCUUGUAAGAAAAGAUGACACAAGAAGAAGGAUUCUUCACACAACUAUUACAGUUAUAGCAGUCAGCAUUAGUGCUUGGAGAGUUUACCAAGCAUUUAAAUGAAACAAUUAAUGUCUGAAAAGAAAGAAACUAACUUGUAAAAAGCAGUAAGGUAGGCCAUACGAUAUAUUAUAUAUGAUCGUAAUAAGGCCUAGCAUAGAAAUCUGUGAAUUAAAAAGAAUUACAGAUAUGUUUUCACAUAUAUUAAUGGGAAUUGUUGAGCAACACGAAGGAUCUAUUUUCAUUUAUGUUUAUAUUUUUUUUUAUGUUUUGACACUACCUCACAGGUGAAUGCUGAUUUUACAAUAGAGAGGGGAAUAUCUAACAAGACAGAUUAAAAGUAACCUAUUCUAAGAACGUUUUCAAUAUAAAAUCUGAUAUUUCACGAAGCUCUGCAUUGUUACUCUAUAAUCUACAUCUUGUUGAUUCUAUUGUCAUGGUUAAUUUUAAUGCGAUGAAAGACGCAAUCGUAUUCACGUACAUAAUUACUUCAGUGAAACAACUACUGAUAUAAGUGUUCUUAGAGUUAUACAUUACAACCAUACACCUGGAAAGUUGGAUUUAGAAUUACAUAUUUUUAGAUUGUAAAUAAAGUAGAUAGAAUACAUUGCAUAUGAUAUACUGAA
Colletes gigas is the source of this 1130-nucleotide messenger RNA. It is a transcript of the gene Pmi, whose product is annotated as transmembrane protein 11 homolog, mitochondrial. The record is from RefSeq and is a predicted model, not a curated record. Gene Ontology annotation, biological process: inner mitochondrial membrane organization. Bases 40 to 567 code for a protein of 175 amino acids. Lineage: Eukaryota; Metazoa; Arthropoda; Insecta; Hymenoptera; Colletidae. Gene Ontology annotation, cellular component: mitochondrial inner membrane. The transcript has 3 exons.